Drosophila willistoni is the source of this 2704-nucleotide messenger RNA. RefSeq names its product potassium voltage-gated channel protein Shaker (gene shaker). The transcript is spliced from 12 exons. The record is from RefSeq and is a predicted model, not a curated record. Gene Ontology annotation, biological process: potassium ion transmembrane transport; protein homooligomerization. Gene Ontology annotation, cellular component: membrane; voltage-gated potassium channel complex. NCBI's taxonomy places the organism in Eukaryota, Metazoa, Arthropoda, Insecta, Diptera, Drosophilidae. Gene Ontology annotation, molecular function: protein binding; delayed rectifier potassium channel activity. The coding region runs from base 706 to 2586 and encodes 626 amino acids.
AAAAUAUUUACUAAACAAAAGACAAAAAUCAAAGGAGACUUAAAAAUCAGACGGAGAAGAAGCAGAGCAACGCCAGCCGCCCAACAACAACAACCACAGCAACAACAACAACAACAACAACAAGAAACAAAAACAAUUUUAUUGGUUGUAGUCCAUCCAGAAAGCGAAGAGAAAGUUAAAUUUAAAUUGAAACGGUCAAAAGAACGAACGGUCAAACAACCGCCCCAAAAAGUAUGCAACAGACAAAUGUGAGGCCAUCCAAAAACUGUUUGCGCCUAGUGCUUACUGUGUUUCCGCUCUUUCUCUCUUUCUAUCACUCUCUCGCUCUGUUUAGCACUCUUUCUGUCUCUACUUGUCACUUUAUCUUGCUGUCUCUCUGACUUGCUCUAUUGCUCUCUUCCUCUCUCUCUCUCUCGUUCUCUCUCUGUCUGUUCUUUCUUUCUUCUUUUGCAAAACGACAACAACUUUUGCUGCAAAAACUAUUUGCCAGGUUUCUUAACUAGCUGAAUAAUAAUCAAAAAAAAAAAACAAGCAAAUAAAAUAAUAUAAAAUAUAUAAAUCAAGAAAACUCAACAACACCUACAGCAACCUAAACUAAACCAACAAAAACAACAACAACAAAUACAACAGGAACAACUUUAGCUUUUGCUGCUGCCCCCCACUGCCACUUUUAAAAGGAUUAAAGGGUAAAAAAAAGCCGCCAAGAUGACCAUGUGGCAGAGUGGUGGUAUGGGAGGCCAUGGCUCCCAAAAUAAUCCAUGGAUGAAACUAAUGGGCAUUGUCCAUAAGGAGCGGCGACAUACGGAUAAUGUUCAAAGUCAAUCCGGUUCCAAUGAGCGCAAUCUAAAUCAGUCUUUGCCCAAAUUGAGCAGUCAAGACGAAGAAGGGGGGGCUGGUCAUGGCUUUGGUGGCGGACCUCAACACUUUGAACCCAUUCCUCACGAUCAUGAUUUCUGCGAAAGAGUCGUUAUAAAUGUAAGCGGGUUAAGGUUUGAAACACAACUACGUACGCUAAAUCAAUUCCCGGACACAUUACUUGGGGAUCCAGCUCGGAGAUUACGGUACUUUGACCCGCUUAGAAAUGAAUAUUUUUUUGACCGUAGUCGACCGAGCUUCGAUGCGAUUUUAUACUAUUAUCAGAGUGGUGGCCGACUUCGGAGACCGGUCAAUGUCCCUUUAGACGUAUUUAGUGAAGAAAUAAAAUUUUAUGAAUUAGGUGAUCAAGCAAUUAAUAAAUUCAGAGAGGAUGAAGGCUUUAUUAAAGAGGAAGAAAGACCAUUACCGGAUAAUGAGAAACAAAGAAAAGUCUGGUUACUCUUUGAGUAUCCAGAAAGUUCGCAAGCCGCCAGAGUUGUAGCCAUAAUUAGUGUAUUUGUUAUAUUGCUAUCAAUUGUUAUAUUUUGUCUAGAAACAUUACCCGAAUUUAAGCAUUACAAGGUGUUCAAUACAACAACAAAUGGCACAAAAAUCGAGGAAGACGAGGUGCCUGACAUCACAGAUCCUUUCUUCCUUAUAGAAACAUUAUGUAUUAUUUGGUUUACAUUUGAACUAACUGUCAGGUUCCUCGCAUGUCCGAACAAAUUAAAUUUCUGCAGGGAUGUCAUGAAUGUUAUCGACAUAAUCGCCAUCAUUCCGUACUUUAUAACACUAGCGACUGUCGUUGCCGAAGAGGAGGAUACAUUAAAUCUUCCAAAAGCGCCAGUCAGUCCACAGGACAAGUCAUCGAAUCAGGCUAUGUCCUUGGCAAUAUUACGAGUGAUACGAUUAGUUCGAGUAUUUCGAAUAUUUAAGUUAUCUAGGCAUUCGAAGGGUUUACAAAUAUUAGGACGAACUCUGAAAGCCUCAAUGCGGGAAUUAGGUUUACUUAUAUUUUUCUUAUUUAUAGGCGUCGUUCUCUUCUCAUCGGCGGUUUAUUUUGCGGAAGCUGGAAGCGAAAAUUCCUUCUUUAAGUCCAUACCCGAUGCAUUUUGGUGGGCAGUCGUUACCAUGACCACCGUUGGAUAUGGUGACAUGACACCCGUCGGCGUUUGGGGCAAAAUUGUGGGAUCACUGUGUGCCAUUGCUGGUGUACUGACAAUCGCACUGCCUGUACCGGUUAUCGUCAGUAAUUUCAAUUACUUCUAUCACCGCGAAACGGAUCAGGAGGAGAUGCAGAGCCAAAACUUUAAUCAUGUUACUAGUUGUCCAUACUUGCCAGGUACAUUAGGUCAACACAUGAAGAAAUCAUCGUUAUCUGAGUCCUCAUCGGAUAUGAUGGAUUUGGAUGAUGGUGUUGAAUCGACACCAGGACUAACUGAAACGCAUCCUGGACGUAGUAGUACGGCAGCUCCAUUUUUAGGAGCCACGCAAAUGCAGCUGCAGCCGCCUCAGCCACCGCCGCCGCCGCCGCCGCAGCAGCAGCCAGCGUCCACCUCCCUCGAUAAGCAGCAACAUCUCUACCAACAGCAACAGCAACAGCAGCAGCAGCAACAACAGUCCAUUACAGUAGCUGCAGCAGCAGCAGCAGCAGCUGCCGGUGCCGGCAGCAGCAGCCUCACCUUGAGGCAUAAUAAUGCUUUGGCUGUUAGUAUCGAGACCGACGUUUGACUACUGGUACAAAAGACGUUAAGUGUUACCAAUUUGGCCUUGACAAUUGUUAAAAUGGCUGCCAGAAAUGACUACAAGCAACAGCAACAACAACAACAUCAACAACAACAACAAAAUG